Molecule: messenger RNA, 2537 nt
Organism: Physcomitrium patens
Lineage: Eukaryota; Viridiplantae; Streptophyta; Bryopsida; Funariales; Funariaceae
Product: putative UDP-arabinose 4-epimerase 2
Biological process (GO): galactose metabolic process
Molecular function (GO): UDP-glucose 4-epimerase activity
Source: RefSeq, a predicted model, not a curated record
GAGAGAAAAGCGAGGAAGAAGCAGAAGCUUAGUCUACUACUAUAGUAGUAGUAUAAGGGCCUCGAAUAUUGCGUUAGCUAUUUAUUGGUAACGGUGUCGCGGAGAGAAGCUCAAGGGUGCGUUGCUACGUCGCACACACUCUCACACACACACACACUCACACUCCGCGUUAGGAGGACUUGGACUCGGAGGAGGAGAUUUUGCAUGUAGGUCCGACAUGUGUGAGACUCCUCUUCAGCUUUCACAGCCAUAGAAUCUCACUGCAUCAUCGAAAAGUGUCGGACGCAUUGUGUCUCAGAAAGCUCGGAUCUCGGCGCCACUUGCCAUUCUUUCCGUGUUCAGACAUCAAUGCGCGAACCGCCUCACGGCAGUUUUCCAGCGGCGGAGCGAGGUGAAGUUAGCCGAUCUUCCGGCAGUCGGAGUGAUGCAUCGUGCAUUCGUCGUGGUCGCGUUAGUUCGAUACAAAAGGCCUCGGGGCGUGAGUGUUGUUUGAUUGAGAGGAGCUUCGUGGUGGAGUGACGUAGAGAUCGAGAAGUGUCGCUGCUCGGUUUUUUGUUUUUUGUUUUUUGUUUUGUUUUGUUUUAUUUUCUUUCUCUGCCGUUGUUGAUCUUUCCAAGACGUUCUGGACCUGGAUCCCUUGGUAGUGUGAAGUCAUGGCUGCUUGUUCUGUUGUAUUUUUAUCGUGUUGAGUUUGGGGCUCGUUCGGAAGGUUUACUUGUCGGAGCCAGAGGAGUGGGGAAGAGGAUAUAUUUGAAAGGCGGAAUUUAUUUUCUUCUACAUUGACUGCUGCUCACGUGAAGUGGCUUGCUCACUACAUUUUAGUUCUUAAUUUUGUUUUUUAGUUUUAUUUUAUAUUUUUUUUCUUUUCCUCUUUGCAUCGUCGGCAUGACUGUUGACUGGUGAUGAGCCAGAGGAUGCUGUGAGAGUUUAAAUACUGCCGCCUUUUUGUACCUUCGUUCAUAGUUUUGAAGGAGAUGCUGAAAAACAGAGAGGUGGAGUUGUGAAGGAGUGAGCACUGAUGGGUAGCCUGGGACCUGCUCUGCCUCCGGGUACCGCUUCGCCUAGUUUCCGUCGCAGAAGUCCGAGACCGUAUCGAACUUAUGCUUUUGGAGGUAUUGAUUGUUCCAGUAUGCAGCCUCGGUUGGUCCUUAUUGCCAAGGUGCUUCUAGUGGGGUUGCUGACUGGCCUUUGCAUGAGCGCCUUACGUCAGUCAACCUCUUUUGCUGGCUCCAGCAAGUUUGCGACACGUGAGAGAGGAGUGACUCAUGUGCUGGUAACGGGAGGGGCUGGGUUCAUUGGUUCGCAUGCUGUAUUGCGCCUACUGGAAGAUGGCUACCGCGUGACCAUCGUUGAUAAUUUGUCACGUGGUAACAUGGGAGCGGUGGAGCAAUUGCAAGCCUUGUUUCCCGAACCAGGCAGGUUACAGUUCCUCUUCGGCGACCUCGGGGACAGCAAACGCGUCACGGAGAUUUUUGCGCAGAAUGCUAUCGAUGCAGUGAUGCACUUUGCUGCAAUCGCGUACGUGAGCGAAAGUAUGGCCGAUCCUUUGCGGUAUUACCACAACAUCACAUUUAAUACUUUAACAGUCUUGGAGGCCAUGAGGGCCUAUGGCGUGACGAAGCUCAUUUACUCGAGCACCUGUGCAACAUAUGGUGAACCUGAGACGAUGCCUAUCACCGAAACUACGCCUCAGAUUCCAAUCAAUCCGUAUGGGAAGGCGAAGAAGAUGUCGGAAGAUCUCAUCAAGGAUUUCGCAAAAACUGCAGACUUUUCUGUGACGAUCCUCAGAUAUUUCAACGUCAUCGGCUCAGAUCCAAAGGGCAGGCUCGGUGAAGCACCACGACCAGAGCUUCGAAAGCAUGCUCGCAUUUCAGGAGCUUGUUUUGACGCUGCGAUGGGGAUUAUUCCUGGAAUUCAGGUGAGGGGCUACGACUACAAAACCUCAGACGGCACAUGCAUUCGUGAUUAUAUUCAUGUCACCGACCUAGUCGAUGCUCACGUCAAGGCUCUGGAGAAGAUAGAGAAGGGGAAAGUCUCUAUUUACAACGUAGGCACUGGCAAAGGGAGUUCUGUGAAGGAAUUUGUUGAGGCAUGCAAAUUUGCAACAGGGGUGAACGUGACUGUAACGAUGCUCGACCGACGGCCUGGCGACUACGCCGAAGUUUAUAGCGACCCAUCUAAGAUCAAACGCGAACUCAGUUGGACUGCUCAACACAUUGACUUGAAAGCAAGUCUGUCCGAUGCGUGGAGGUGGCGCAAGCGGCAUCCGGAUGGCUUCUCCUCUGCAAUGAUUUAGAGCACAUGUAGUGUUAAGCAGAGCAUUCUUUUUAGCUGAACACAUCAGACUUAGCUAGAAUGUGACGACUCAGGUUUAGGUUGGGAUUCAGCUUCAAUGGUUAGAAGCGCAUUGUGUAUAUUAGGCUCGCAGCCCAUGCAGCAGGAUUGCGGAGGUAGACAAAGCUCUUAGCGUAGAUGAAAAGCCUGAACUUCAUUCUUGCAAUCCACUCUUCUGCUCAAUAAGAUUCUCGUGUUCAAUA